Tigriopus californicus is the source of this 1457-nucleotide messenger RNA. RefSeq names its product band 7 protein AGAP004871-like. Bases 418 to 1341 code for a protein of 307 amino acids. Lineage: Eukaryota; Metazoa; Arthropoda; Copepoda; Harpacticoida; Harpacticidae. Gene Ontology annotation, cellular component: plasma membrane. The transcript is spliced from 8 exons. The record is from RefSeq and is a predicted model, not a curated record.
UUCAAGACAGAAACGGCUUGUGGUUCAACACAUUCCCCUUGAUCUGAAAAGCUACUCGGAAAAGACGAGCGCGCGCUUAGCCUCCAAAUGGUUCCAAACAGAACGACACUCUUUCCUUGUUCCUCAUUCCUCCCCCUUCUCAUUGCUUUAACAACACUGCAGUGCCCAAGUCUCCUUGGCGGAAAAAAAACUUUCGAGUCGGUUAUACCCAAAUUCAUUGGGCACAAUCCAAGUUGAGGUGGAUCAAUCAAGACGAAAACUUUGGAAGUCGAAAAUGUUCCAAACGGGACAGGAGUUUGUGAUUUCGUGAUAGUGUUGGCUGACCACUGGUUUAGAGGUUAUUGAAGUUUGGUUGGGAACGAAAUGGAUCCUCAUGUGUAAUUAGAAGUGAUCGGCUCAAUCUUUAAGGUUGGAACGAUGUUGGGGGUGGAACCCAGGGCUGACUUCAGAAGAGCUUCGCUCGUAUCGGAGAUCUAUUCCGAGACCAAUGGCCAAGGCGGAAAAACAGGAGCUGCAAUUCAAGGACUUGUUGGAUUCGGCAAACCUGGGACCGACGGGGUGAGCAUUUGUGGCGCCAUCCUCACGGCUUUCUCGUGUCUGCUGGUUAUGGUCACAUUGCCAUUCUCGUUGUGCGUCUGUUUCAAGGUUGUCCAGGAGUAUGAGAGAGCUGUCAUAUUUCGACUGGGUCGCCUCCUUCCGGGUGGAUCUCGUGGUCCAGGCAUCUUUUUUAUCCUACCAUGCAUAGAAUCCUAUCAAAAAGUGGAUCUCAGGACAAUCACUUUGGGCGUGCCACCUCAAGAGGUCUUGUCCAAGGACUCCGUGACAGUCUCAGUGGAUGCGGUGGUUUACUAUCGAGUGUCCAACGCCACCGUGUCUGUGGCCAACGUGGAAAACGCCCAUCAUUCCACUCGGCUCCUGGCCCAGACCACGUUAAGGAACAUUCUGGGCACCAAAAGUCUCCACGAGAUCCUCAGUGAUAGAGAGAGUAUUUCCAGUUCCAUGCAGUUUGCAUUGGACGAGGCCACAGAACCUUGGGGCAUAAAAGUCGAGAGGGUAGAAAUAAAAGACGUCCGACUCCCGGUCCAACUCCAAAGAGCCAUGGCCGCUGAGGCCGAGGCUGCCCGAGAGGCCCGAGCCAAAGUGAUAGCUGCAGAAGGUGAACAAAAGGCCAGUCGGGCGCUGAAAGAAGCCUCCGAGGUUCUUUCCGGAUCAUCAUCCGCACUCCAACUCAGAUAUCUUCAAACUCUGAACAACAUCAGCGCUGAGAAGAAUUCUACAAUCAUAUUUCCGCUGCCAAUCGACUUACUGACACAUUUUACUCAAAAGGCAAAAAUGGCAUGAAGACAUCUGUGGAAAAAGUCCUCUAGAUGUCCAAAUUGGAUCUCCUAAUGUGUUCCCUCAAUUUCAUUGUCAAAUUCAAUAAACGAUCCUAUCGACUGCAUUGUGUGUUUUCGAAA